This is a messenger RNA of Gossypium arboreum, 1525 nucleotides long. Its product is annotated as protein RMD5 homolog. The coding region runs from base 193 to 1350 and encodes 385 amino acids. The transcript is spliced from 3 exons. Gene Ontology annotation, biological process: proteasome-mediated ubiquitin-dependent protein catabolic process. Gene Ontology annotation, molecular function: protein binding; ubiquitin protein ligase activity. Lineage: Eukaryota; Viridiplantae; Streptophyta; Magnoliopsida; Malvales; Malvaceae. The record is from RefSeq and is a predicted model, not a curated record. Gene Ontology annotation, cellular component: cytoplasm; nucleus; GID complex.
ACCGAAUUGUUCGCACGUGUACGCUUUUCGAGACUCUCUCUCUCUCUCACUUAGCUUAGCUUCCCUGCCUUUCAGAGACUCUUGCGCUCUCACUUCUCUUCUGCGAUUUUCGCUCUUCCAAUUUCGAUCUCAAAUCUGUAAAAGACUUGCUGAAACUGCCAAUCAAAGGAAGCAUCAAGUUGAGAUUAAGAAAUGGAACUGGACACCCUAAAAGAUGCAUUUGACCGUGUUGUUAAGAGACAGAAAUUGUCCUCCUUUAGAUCCCAAGAAAUAGUUGAUCAAGUUGGGCAUGAAAUUGAGCAGGCUUUGGCAAAAAUCAAGGCCAUUAACGAUCCCUUGUCCCCUGUUCAUCUGAAAUCUAUUCUUUCUGAGUUAAAACUGAAGCUCAAUACUGUUGGUCCACUGAACCUGUUAGAAGGACUGCAGAAGGAGCGUAACAUAAACUUCAGCAAGUACCCUAAACUUCUCGAAAAGUCCUUCAACCCCGACAUAUCCAAGGCGUAUAGAAAUGUUGACUUUGACUUCCACCUAGUGAACCAGAUAGUUGCAAAUCACUUUUAUCAGCAAGGCUUGUUUGACCUUGGAGAUUGCCUCAUAGAUGAAGCUGGAGAACCAGAGGCAAUUGCGAUAAGAUCUCAUUUCUUAGAAAUGUAUCAAGUACUUGAAGCUUUGAAGGUUAAGAACCUCGGGCCUGCUUUGAAUUGGAUCACUCUCAAUCGUGAGAAGCUCAACCAAAAUGGUUCAAUGCUUGAGCUGAAACUUCACAGGCUUCAAUUCGUGGAGAUUGUAAAGAAAGGAACUAAAGCUGAUGCACUUAGUUAUGCUAGAACUCACCUUGCCCCGUUUGCUUCUCUGCACAUGAACGAGUUUCAGAAGCUUGUGGUUUGCAUCAUAUGGGUGGGAAAGCUCGAUAGCUGCCCUCAUGCUGAGUUAAUGGCUCCUACCCAUUGGGAAGAAUUUACUCAGGAGAUCAUCAAACAGUUCUGCAGUCUCGUGGGACAAUCGUAUUGGAGCCCAUUGAGUGUGGCCGUAGCAGCCGGCAUUGAAGGGUUGCCUACACUGCUGAAGCUGGCUAAUGUAAUGGCAGCAAAGAGGCAAGAGUGGCAAGAAAUGAAACAAUUACCAGUCCCUGUGGAGUUAGGAAAGGAACUCCAGUUCCACUCCAUAUUUGUAUGUCCUGUAAGUAGAGAUCAAGGCAGCGAAGAGAAUCCACCAAUGCUAAUGCCAUGCCUGCAUGUCCUUUGCAAUCAAUCAAUCAUGAAGCUGUCAAAAAACACAUCUCGGACAUUUAAAUGUCCUUACUGUCCAACAGAGGCUUCAGCUGCACAGUGCAGGCAACUUCACUUCUGAUGGCCUAAUAACAUUAAAAUGUUAGGCUGCUUUUUUCCUGGUCGUUAAUUGAACUUGCACUUUUCUAGCAUUUUUUUAAAGACUGUAUAUACAUACAGUACAUAUAUUACAAAGAAAUUCUUUGUACAUUCAUGGUUUUAUAUAUAUAUUUGAAGGUUUAAUAAUUUGUAUGAAA